This is a messenger RNA of Taeniopygia guttata (zebra finch), 2124 nucleotides long. The record is from RefSeq and is a predicted model, not a curated record. Lineage: Eukaryota; Metazoa; Chordata; Aves; Passeriformes; Estrildidae.
CUCCAUCCCCCUCCCCGCCCCUCCCGCCCCUCCCUCCGCGCACGCGCCCCGCGGCGCCCCGGCGGCGGAGCCAAGAUGGCGGCGGUGGUUCAGAAUGUGGUCAAGCUGCUGGGUGAGCAGUACUACCGGGACGCCAUGGAGCAGUGCCACAGCUACAACGCGCGGCUCUGCGCCGAGCGCAGCGUGCGCCUGCCCUUCCUGGACUCGCAGACCGGCGUGGCCCAGAGCAACUGCUACAUCUGGAUGGAGAAACGGCACCGCGGGCCCGGUUUGGCGGCCGGGCAGCUCUACUCGUACCCGGCGCGGCGCUGGCGCAAGAAACGCCGCGCCCACCCCCCGGAGGACCCCCGGCUCUCCUUCCCUUCCAUCAAACCCGACGCGGAGCAGGCGCUGAAGAAGGAGGCGCUGCUGGCGCAGGACGGGAGCAGCCUCGAGGCGCUGCUGCGCACGGAGCCGCUGGAGAAGCGCGCGCUGCCGGAGCCGCGCGCCGACGACGACGGCCUGGCCGACUUCCCGCCCGCCAACAGCCGCGCCCGCAAGCGGAUCCUGGAGCCCGACGAUUUCCUGGACGAUUUGGACGAUGAGGAUUACGAGGAGGACACGCCCAAGCGGAGAGGGAAGGGCAAGGCCAAGGGAAAAGGCGUCGGGGGGGCUCGGAAGAAGCUGGACGCCGCCAUCCUGGAGGACCGGGACAAGCCCUACGCGUGUGACAACAGUUACAAACAAAAGCAUUCCUUGAAACCUCCCGACCGAGGUAGUUCCGCUCUCUCUCUGCUCGUUUUUCCUGCUUUUCCUCCUUUUUUUUCCCCCCUUUUUUCCACCCAAAAAAAAAAAAAAAAACAAACCCAAAAAAACAACAGGAAAAAACAAAAAACCCAAAUCCCCCUGCGGAGCCCCGGGGUGGGCAGGAGGAGGGGAGGGAGAAGCCAAAGGCCACGGGAGCGACGUCAGCGCCGGCCCCGCUCGGGCCCCCUGACCCUUUUCCUGCAGGGAACGGGGCCAGGAAAACAAAGAUUAACCCCCCCGCGGAGCCAGCAAUGGGAAAAACACGGAGUUCCCACCCAAAUCCCGGAGUUUUCACCCAAAAUCCGGAGUUUGCACCCAAAUCCUGGAGUUUGCACCCAAAUCCUGGAGUUCCCACCCAAAUCCCAGAAUUCCUACCCCAGUCCCGGAGUUCCCGCCCCAAUCCCAAAUCCCGGGAUGUGCUGCUGCCUCCAAAGCCCCCCCAGUUGUUUUCCUGCUCCAAAUCCACGGAAUUUUGCCUCCAAAAAGCCCCCAAAAAUGGGGAUGGGCUGCAGGUGGGGAGGGGAAUUUGGGAUAUUCACGGGAUGUUCCUGAGGCUCCUCUUCCUCACCUCGGGAGGAGAAUUCCAGAGUCGAGUCUGGAGAUUGUCCUGGAGGUUUUGGGGGCAGGAAAGGUGACUUUGGAGCCCCGUGGAUCGGGAGGGAAGCGGGAAUUUCCUGGGAAUCACAUUGGGAUUGCUGCCUCUUCCUCGCUGCUGCUCCAAUCCUGUUUUCCCCACCGAUCCCGGGACAAUUCCCGUGGUUUUUAUCCCAAAAUAUCCAGCGUGGCUGCAGGAGCCAGCCUCCCUCUGGAAGUUCAGCCCCCAUUUUCCCUGAUCCAGCUGGUUUUUUUCCUGAUUUUUCCACGGUCUGGGGAGAUCCCGAGGUGGAAGCGGAUCCAGAAACUCCCGUGGUGUUCUGGAAAAGCUCCGGAAUCAGGAAAUCUCAUCCCAAAGCAGCUCAUUUCCAGUUUUUGGGAAAAUGCAGGGGAAACUUGGGAAACAUCUGCACCGAGCCCUGGAAUUCCCCCUCCUGUGCUGCUUUUUGGGGAUUUUAUCCCAGUUCCUCAGGCUCAUCCUUCCCACACCAAAACGGGGCUGGAAAGGGAUUUUGGGGUGUCCUUGGAUAAGGAAAAACCCCAAAAAUCCCUGGAAAAGCAGCGCUGGGGAACUGGAGCUGAUCCCUGAUCCACGAGGAGCCAGAUCGAGGCAGAAAUCUCCCAAAUUCCGGGGUGGGAAACAGGAAAAGUGAUGGAUUUUGGGGUUCCAAGGAGCUGGGAUGGAUCCAUGGCCGCUGCCAAAUCCUUCCUUGGAACCCCAAAAUUCCCAAAUUUCCCCUUCCC